GUAUAACACAGGAAGAGGACGUUAGCGCGCGCGGUUUGACUCGUGCGAUGCUAACGGCUACAAAACAGUUAGCAGGAGGGCUGUCCGUUUUGUUCAGGAGACGCAUAUUAUACAGGAAACAUGGAGUUCACAGAGAAUAGAUUUGCUCACCUGUUGCAGCCCAUUAGAGAACUCACCAAGAACUGGGAGGUGGACGUAGCCUCAGAGUUAAAUGAUUAUUUGGAAGAGCUUGAUGAGAUGUGCAUUACAUUCGAUGAAGGUGAAAUAAGGUUAAACUUCGCUGAGGCUGCCUUGCUGAUUCAGGGGUCUGCUUGUAUCUACAGUAAAAAGGUUGAGCUUCUGCAUAGUUUGGUCUAUCAAACCCUUGGGUACAUCAAUGAUAAAAACAAAAAAAAAAAUAAGCAAGCAGCAGAAUCUCAGGAAAAUAAUGCAGAAGAAGCGGUGCACAACUAUGAUGAAGAUGAUGCUGUGUUUUCAGAUUUUGAGAUAAAUCCUUCAAACAACAGUCAGAAUGAGGAUUUGUCCACCGCAGUGAAUGAUGUUCCUCUUCCUCCUGAAUGUCUGAUUCCUCAAGACACCAGGGCCAAGCACAAGCUUCCCCUCAUUACUCUUAAAGGUGAGGUUCUGUACAGCCAGAAAGACUUCAGGGUAAUUACCUUGAUUCCAGAAAAUGAUACUAUUCUACUCACAUCGGCAUCUGCUGAGUCAAGGGAAGUGAUGGAAGAAAAUCGGCACCCUGCAGCAGAGUUCAGAGACGAGCAGCCCCAACACAAUGAUGAAGCACUAGUUUGUGCAAAUGCCACAGCAGCAGAUGUGAAUGUAGAUGCUGCAGAGGAUAACUUCCUUCCUCUAGAUGAUGGCAGCAUGGAGGUGGAGGAGCACAUUGAAAGACAUCAGGCUCCAUCUGAAGGAAUAAUGAUUAGAGAAAGGCGCCAUGCAGAAACCAUUAAACCAAGGGAAGAAGAACGCCCCCCUGAAGUAAAUGUGUGGGCUCUACAUGACCCCUAUGCAGUCCUUGCAGAAGAUAAACCUUUUAAGUCCGGCAAGUGCUACAAGGUUCCUGAAGGUUUAGAUGAUGGAGGAAAGAGGAAAAGAAAACACUCUUCUCUAAUACAGGACUUUGACAGCUGGUUCAGAGGAAUUUUUGAUCCUCCAGUGCACAGAUUGAAAAAUGGCCCCACUUUUUUAGAUCUGAACUACAUUUACUUAACCACAGUCAAAGACAAGCUUAAGACCAAAAAAAGGAUCUACAGGAAAGCAGGAGUGAUGAUCUCUGAUGAAGAACUCAGACAAACCCUCCUGCAGCCAGAAGACACAGAAAAACAGAGGCAUGGGGAGGAUCCUGCAGAUGAGCAUCCAGAAAUCCUAGGUGAAUACAAUGACAACUCUGACAAUGAGCAUGAGGGGUUUCCUGAUGAUGUUCCCAAUGAGUUUGGAGGGGGGCCUGACUUCAUAUCACCAGAUGAUCAGAAUGAUGAUCUAAGUUAUGAACAACUUGUGAAAUUACGUGUCGAGCAGCUAGUGGUGAACUCUCGGGGAUACACUCAGGAGACGGCACUAUCACGGAGAGUUAGAAAAUGGGAAGACCAAAUCAAACCUGAACUGGCUUUGCAGGAAGAACGGCUGGCUUUUGAUAUCCAUGACUACAGUAACAGGAUUGUAAAUGCAUUUGAUAAUGUGGGCCAGCGUCGACCCUUUUCUUCUAUAGUCUCGGGAUUGGACAACUUUGAAGUAUGCAAAUACUUAUUGGCCUCCUUGCAACUGGCUAAUGACUAUACAGUGGAGAUCGACAGUUUGACUGGACUGGAAAAGAGUGUAGAUUCAAUGGGAUUGACUCUCCUUAGUGUUCACAGAGCCACAGAAAGGUUUAAAAACCUUCAAGCUUCAACCUGAACCAUCAUGACUUGUGUACUUUGGCCUGUAGAUUGUCACAUCAAUUUAGAGCUUUCUCCCUUUACUGGACACUCAAAGCACCUUCCAUUAAAGAAGCCUCCACACAGAAAGGCACUCAUUCAUAUAUUCAUGCAGUGUAAAGACACUGGAGGCAAAUUGGGUGAAGUGUCUUGCCCAAGGACACAAUAGCAGUAUCUAUUUGCCAGUAGGAAUAGAACCACCAACAUUCAGGUUAGUGUGCAUAAAGCUUUACUGUCAGAGCUACUGGGGAUUUUCUCCCUCAUAUUCACUAACAAAUGGAAUUAAGUGCUCUUGGAAAAGGAAUAGUAUUGAGUCAGACAUGUCAACCUGGUCAAAUCGUGCCAAAAUGGUUUUCUGUGACGCCCUUGAGGAAAGGGAGUCCUUUUCGUCUUAUUUUUUUAAUAUAAACUGUCUAUUUCAUUUUCUGUAUUUAAUCUUACAAUCUUGUUUUUCUUGUAAUAAUGUUUUUUUAUUCUAAUACUUAAUAUUAAAAAAUGUGCUCUAGAUUUUAAACUAAACAAGAGUGUGUAUAUAAUUCAAACUUUAUUUUCAGUGCAAGACCAAAUAAAGCGCAAAUAUUGCAAUCAGAC
Messenger RNA from Periophthalmus magnuspinnatus, 2504 nucleotides. RefSeq names its product non-SMC condensin II complex, subunit H2 (gene ncaph2). Gene Ontology annotation, biological process: meiotic chromosome condensation; mitotic sister chromatid separation. The record is from RefSeq and is a predicted model, not a curated record. The transcript is spliced from 20 exons. NCBI's taxonomy places the organism in Eukaryota, Metazoa, Chordata, Actinopteri, Gobiiformes, Gobiidae. Gene Ontology annotation, cellular component: nucleus; condensin complex. Bases 121 to 1893 code for a protein of 590 amino acids. Gene Ontology annotation, molecular function: chromatin binding.